CGGCGGCGACGGCUGGACGGGUGGCUGCCUCGGCCGGCGGGACCAGAUCGGAUAUAAGCACCAUGGAAGGAGAAGACUAAGAAUUCAUCAUGAUUGGAGGGCUGUUCAUUUAUAAUCAUAAGGGAGAGGUUUUAAUCUCCCGUGUCUACAGGGAUGACAUUGGGCGGAACGCAGUGGAUGCUUUCCGAGUCAAUGUCAUCCAUGCACGACAACAAGUGCGCUCACCGGUCACCAACAUUGCCCGUACCAGUUUCUUCCAUGUUAAACGUUCCAACAUCUGGCUGGCUGCUGUCACCAAGCAAAAUGUUAAUGCUGCUAUGGUCUUUGAGUUCCUCUACAAAAUGUGUGACGUGAUGACUGCCUAUUUCGGAAAGAUCAGUGAAGAGAACAUCAAGAACAACUUCGUGCUCAUCUAUGAGCUUCUGGAUGAAAUCCUGGACUUUGGUUACCCUCAGAACUCUGAGACGGGAGCCCUGAAAACAUUCAUCACCCAACAAGGAAUCAAGAGCCAGGUAAAUACUAAGGAAGAGCAGUCUCAGAUUACAAGCCAGGUAACUGGUCAGAUUGGUUGGAGGCGUGAAGGGAUCAAAUACCGUCGCAACGAACUCUUCCUGGAUGUUCUAGAGAGUGUGAACUUGCUGAUGUCACCACAAGGCCAGGUGUUGAGCGCCCAUGUCUCAGGAAGAGUGGUCAUGAAAAGCUACCUAAGUGGAAUGCCAGAAUGCAAGUUUGGCAUGAAUGACAAGAUUGUAAUCGAGAAACAAGGCAAGGGGACUGCAGACGAAACAGGGAAAAGUGGGAAGCAGUCAAUUGCCAUUGAUGACUGCACUUUUCACCAAUGUGUGAGACUCAGCAAGUUUGACUCAGAGAGGAGUAUCAGCUUCAUACCCCCAGAUGGAGAGUUUGAGCUCAUGAGGUACCGAACCACUAAGGACAUUAUUUUGCCGUUCCGCGUUAUCCCCCUGGUGCGUGAGGUGGGCCGCACCAAGCUGGAGGUGAAGGUGGUGAUCAAGUCUAACUUUAAGCCUUCCCUCUUGGCUCAGAAGAUAGAGGUGCGAAUUCCAACUCCACUUAAUACUAGUGGCGUACAAGUCAUCUGCAUGAAAGGGAAGGCAAAAUACAAGGCCAGUGAGAAUGCCAUUGUCUGGAAAAUUAAACGGAUGGCUGGAAUGAAAGAGUCCCAGAUCAGCGCAGAGAUAGAACUACUUCCAACGAACGACAAGAAGAAAUGGGCUCGGCCACCCAUCUCUAUGAACUUUGAGGUUCCCUUUGCACCUUCUGGGCUGAAGGUGCGCUAUCUGAAAGUCUUUGAGCCAAAGCUGAACUACAGUGACCAUGAUGUGAUCAAAUGGGUGAGGUACAUUGGCAGGAGUGGGAUCUACGAGACAAGAUGCUAGCCAGCCCUGUGCAGCAAGCUGGCUCUCUCUCACCCGGCCUCCCUUGGUCUCGAAGUACAAGAGCGCUUCUCUGGCCCCUCCUUCAUCCAGAGGCUGGAAGCUAGAAUCCUGCAGCUGCUCCCUGGAAAAAGGACACCGGCACCUGCUUUGUUUCAGUUACUGUUGGAGAUGCAGCUGACGUCAGGUGGUUUGAGAGUCUGGCUCAUGUCUUACUUCUGUCCCAGGAUACAAAAGGGCCAGUCUAAUACCACCCCCUUGUGGUCAUUCUAGGGAAUAUCCACCAUGUGAUAAACCCUCUUCUUCUGUUGUCACUACUUGCAUUAUAUCCUAGUAUUUUUGGAAAUUCUUGUGCAUCUGUAUCGGUAGAAUAGACAUGAAAUCAUAGACUGGACAACCCUUGAAUUAAUUCUGGCUCUUGUACUUGGCUAUUGCUGUUGUAAUUGUUGUUGUGUGGCAAAGGUGGGACUUUUCCUCGUUGCUUUCUCCUACAAUUUCCUUGAUAAGGAGCUCAGCUCGAGGAAGAUUUAUGACCAAAAAUUCUGAGGGUUGUUAUCAUGGAUGGUGAGGAUAGCAAAGAGUUUCACAGCCGUAGAGGGCAAGUUCCUUGGAGCGCUGAUGAGAGCUGACAAAGCCAGUACCUUUUCUCUCUCACACACAAUCCCUUCGCCCGAAAUCGCAUAUAACUGAGGAGAGACCGAUUUGAUCAGUAAUACCUAAAGGAUUUGUCUUCUGAUUAAAAAUUGACCAGCAAUCUUUCCUCCCUUUCCUCCUCCUCCUCCUCUUCCCAUUUUUCUUUUGCCCAAUCAGCUGAUGCUUUCUUCUACUAAAAGCUUUUGGGUCAAUGGAAAUGCUGCUGCAAUCCACAGUCCUCUGCUUCAGAUAGUGUGGUCUCCCAUUUUGUACACUUGUGAUUGUCCAGUUAUAAACACAAUAAAGUAUAUAGAACCAGC
This is a messenger RNA of Candoia aspera, 2347 nucleotides long. It is a transcript of the gene AP2M1, whose product is annotated as adaptor related protein complex 2 subunit mu 1. The transcript is spliced from 11 exons. Bases 90 to 1397 code for a protein of 435 amino acids. Gene Ontology annotation, molecular function: clathrin-cargo adaptor activity. The record is from RefSeq and is a predicted model, not a curated record. Gene Ontology annotation, cellular component: AP-2 adaptor complex; cytoplasmic vesicle. NCBI's taxonomy places the organism in Eukaryota, Metazoa, Chordata, Lepidosauria, Squamata, Candoiidae. Gene Ontology annotation, biological process: clathrin-dependent endocytosis; intracellular protein transport.